GUUGCUGAUGUCAUCAAAGUGCUAACAUUAAUCACUCACAGCAUCACUGGUCCACACACAAGAGUAUAUAACAGGGAUGCUCAGGCUGCAUACUGCCAAGGGGAGGCAAGCAAGAGAGGGGGGAAAAGACAUCAUUUUCUUCUCCUGUGAGGUCUUUGAAAAGCAAAGCAACAGCAUCUUUAGACAAGAUGUGCUCUUGCAGGAAUUUAAGUGGAAGAGACAAAGAAACCAUGCCACCAGCAGCAUCAGAGAAAAAAACUGAAAUCACCAGGCAAUGAGAAUUCAGUCCAGAGAAUCUGAGGAGAAGAAAAAGCAAACUGGCAAACAGACAUCAGUCAGGAAAUAAUUAAUAUAGAAUGGGAUACAAAAAAAGUGGUGUUAGUAACAUUUUCACAGCAGCAUCGCCAUAAAGAAAUUCUGUUCUGGAAUUUCCAUCAGGGAGCGACGAGCACUACGAUUAAGAUCCAAACGACAUCUUCAGUGCUGCAGCUUCUCCAAAGAACACCUUCCCUUUCCACAGGGAGAUCAGCAUCAGGAGAGAAAAAACCUCCCAAAAAACAUCCUGAUGGGAAUAACCAUCCAAAACAUCACAGGAAACACAGCAAUGGUAAUUUGGCCAAAAAUGGCCAGUUGUGUCGACAGCUUUUACAGCAUCAUGUACCACCCUAACUGGAACAGCAUGCUGUCCAGCUACUCCAGAAAGAGCUUCCAGAGGGAAGAGAGGGUGCCCACCACUCGCUCCUCCUUUGUGGUUGAAAACCUGACUCCCCUGACGACGUACAUCAUGUGCGUGACCUGCCAGUCUGCAAACCCCUCCAGCGACCAGUGCAGAGUUUUCAACACGCUGGAACGAGACCCGGUGUCGGCGAGCAGCACCAAGAAAGAGCUGGCUCUGGGCAUCUGGCUCACCAGCGGUGUGCUGCUCCUCAUCAUCGCCGCCGUGCUGCUCUACGGCUGCCUGCACCUCCUCUGCCGCAGGAGACACCAGCGCCUGCAAGAGCGGGGCGGCAGCUCCAAGCGGGAGCCUGAGGGGCCAUGGACCAAAAGCAUGGCCCACGCCUCGGAUGAGCUCAGCAGGCAGAGACAGCACACACAGGACGCUGAGGAAAAGCAUCCGGGUGGCAUCCAGCUGGCCACAAUCAUAGAGAAUCCCUCAGUGUGCAAUGAGCCCAUGGUGACAUCUUCAAAAAGUCAGGAGCGAGUCCCAGUGACAGGACAGUGCUCUGCUAUAAAUUAGAAAGGUUUUUGCCACGUGGGGUACCCCAGCUACUUCAAACACAUUGGUGCUCACAACAGGGAGCUCUGACUGCUCACUGCAGCACUUCUGGCUGUACCUCUGAUUUCACACCCCUUUCCAACAGCCUGUAUGCAAAGGUUCACAUGCCCAAGAAGUGAGCACUUCACCCACCCACCCUUAUUUAAAAUUAGGCAUGUAGCAAGUAUUUGGUUUACAUUUCAAGGGGAAUUUUCAUUGCUUUUCUUUAGCCUAAAACAGCAAACAAAUAUAAAAAGUAGCCAAAAGUGACCAAAAUAAUUUUUGUUAACUAGCAUAUACAAAACUGAGUAGGAGUUUUCAGAUGGCAACCCAGACUGCUACACUACAGGCAACUGGAACAUACACACAGAGUGCAGUGGUUUGCCAGUGUGAGCUUUACCCUAACAAUCCCAGCUGCUUCCCAAAACACACACUACUAUAAGCAGUACUAUACUCAGACAACACACUGCACUGCCCAUGGUGUUGCCCAUCCCUCCCCUCUGCACUGAGGUCAAUCUCAUGAUCUAAGAUAAACUCAUCAGGUUUUUAACUGUAUCCUCUCAUUUCCCCUCAGUCUAAAUACAUGGAAGAUAGAGACUUAGUAAGGACACGUCUAAUUAAGGAAAUAUCCUGGGCUAUUGCAUUUUGCACUCUUCUGCUCCCACCACAAGCCAUCUUCUGCUCCAUGGGCCAGAGACUCCCUGCAGAGGAAAUGGAAUCCAGAAAUGCAGCUCCCGGCCCUUCCUUUUCCCCUUCCCUUUCAGUUUUAAUGAUAACAUGCGUUAAUCAGCUGCAAAUUUCUUUCCAAUUGCACAGUACAUUUUGUGUGAUGAAGGGGGCAAAACACUAAAAACAUGCUAAAAUGCAUUUUAUUUCUGUAACAAGAAAACCUGAUCAUCUCACUCUGCCUUGAGCUUCAUGGCAAAGUGCCAAGGUCCUUUGGACAGAAAUCUGUUCACCCUCACUAGUGACAAGUGUUGUCUGAUUUACAUGUGUAAGUCACCCUGUUUUAAACCUCAUAAGUGCGUUUGUGUUCCAUAAAAACAUAAUAAAUCUUAGUAUUGCUGCAUAUUAUGCCUAAAAAACAAAAGGUGCACAGCGAGUGCAGGCAGUUAAUUGCUCUUGGUACUAAAGUACGUGUGAAGUCAGCUCUCUCUGACACAGCUUGGUUGCACCAGUGAAGGCUGGAGAGCUGCUGCCUGGGCAGCUGCCAUCCCCCUCCACCCUGGAAGCUAACGGGGGGUACAAUUUUGGCAAGAGAGCUCCCCAUGAAUAUUUCACAGCAGGUAGCGGAUCUUUUCAGCUACUCUAUUUUGACAACAAUUCCCACGACUUGUGAAAUGCAUCGACUCUGAGUGCUAAGGAGAAGCUGGCAUAAGUGUGAUGAAUCUUUCUUUUUUUUUUUUUUGAGUAGGACAAGCAUGACACACAGAGCACUUGCUGAACGGGGGCGAGUAUGACUUUCAGAAAACACUUCAAAAGGCAUUUUUAUUGUGUGAAGUUAGCAAUAACGUGUUCUCCACCUGCCUCAGAGCACUUCCUCCAGCUGACACGUUUUCCUUUGUCUUGCACGUCAGUCUCAAACAAACUGUGAGAAUAACAGCUCACUGCUGUUUCAAAUGACAAUGUUACAUGAAAUAGGCACUAUUUCAAGAACCCUCAUCAGAACAUGAAGCCAGCACAACAGGUUUAGUGCCAUAAAGGGGUGCCUGGGUGGCGAGGACAGAGAAAAUGCUUUAAAAUUAUCUUGCAAUCAAAUUGACAGUAACACUUCUCUGAUUAGGUUUUCAUCAAGAAAAGAUAAUUUUAAUAUUAAUGGGAUGAGGCCAAGAGACACAGUCAAUCUCUGCCAACAUCUUGGGCUCUUGGAAACCUGUUUACUUCUCUGCAUGUCCAUUUCUUUAUGUGGGUUUUAAGGCAGUGCAAUACAUAUACAGACACACAUUUAUGUUAUAUACACAUGUACAUGCCACACUGAGAACAAGGAGCAUUUCUCCUUAAAGCAGUUUCUAGGCAAUUCACCUACUGCAUUUUCUUAUUUAUAUACAAACACACACAACCAAAAGACAUGCCUACAUCCAACUGCAAAUAGAAAGACAUCCAAUAGAAAGCAAAGAGCUACCAUGGUAGUGCUUCCCAAGGGAUUUACCUUCUCUAAAUAUAAAACCAUUCCACCCACAGAGUUUACUGUGCACUACUAAGAUAAACAUUUAUAUCAUCUCACAAGCAAUGGACCAUCUCACACCUGCUGCAAAUGAGCAAUUCAUGCAGAGUGUCAUCUGUUUUCUGCUCUAGUUCUGAAAAACUCAUAUCACCACAUGCCCACAGAGCUGCAUGCUUUGUUUCUUGCUGAGAAAGUUUUAUUACAGAUUAAUUCAGGUUCAUUCAGGCAAUUCUGUAUUAGAUUUGGUAAUUCUCCACUCAACAGUCAUCGAGUAUGCGGCAAACAUUCUAAGUGAUUACCAAACUGAUAGCAGGUUGCAACACAGUGCAAACUGACUUUAAUUUGUGCACAUGCAGUAGAUAAAAAUCAUUAUAUUCACAGUGAGAAGUACCUUUCAAACACGUAUUUUUCACAAAAUAUAUCUACAAAGGUGCCGGAGACAAAAAAACCAUGACAAUAUCUGGAAAAUGUUGUCUAAGACAUAAAGAAAGCCUUUCAAUUCAGGUCUACACAAUGUCUAUAAAACCAAGUACUUAACAGAAAGUUAGUUCAAGUCCCCAGGAAAGAUACUUUCUUAUAUGUAUAUUAUAAAAUAUUUCAUGCAUUCACCCAAUGUUGCCAAAUUCCAACCUGCUAAUAUUAAUAUCAUUAAUCCUACACGUACUGUAACUGAGUAAAGGGAUUUCAGUGACCAUGCUCAACCAAACUUUUAAAAUAAUCCAGCUCACUUAAAAGGCUAAUGAGCUUCUGUAGGCUGGCUCCUUCCCACCUGACAGCUCUGCUUCCACAUCAACCAGAAGAAGGAAGUUGUAUCUGUGGGUUUUUGUUUGGCUAAUUACAUGAAGAUAUCACUCAGAAAACUUGAGUUGCCAAAGAGAAUGUUACUACAACUCUCUAUGCUAAGUAUCAAGACACAUUAAUACAGACCAGAUGCUUUGAUCCAUUUAGAAAUAUCUGGGAAUAUGUGAAUACUUUGAGAUACAAACAAAAAAUUUCUUUAGUUACUGCUGUAGUAGCGAAGCCUCUAUAAUGUAAGAAUUCCUAUCUGUUACUGCCUAUAAUAAAGUAGAAAUGUUAAAAACUCCACUCAGAGAUCCUGAAUUUCAAAACAAAUUCAACUCAAGAAUAAAAAUAUACUCUUGUUAAAAUUUAAAAUUA
Molecule: messenger RNA, 4577 nt
Organism: Zonotrichia albicollis (white-throated sparrow)
Lineage: Eukaryota; Metazoa; Chordata; Aves; Passeriformes; Passerellidae
Product: fibronectin type III domain-containing protein 9
Molecular function (GO): protein binding
Source: RefSeq, a predicted model, not a curated record